This is a messenger RNA of Diversispora eburnea, 1818 nucleotides long. The record is from the annotation of a GenBank genome assembly. NCBI's taxonomy places the organism in Eukaryota, Fungi, Glomeromycota, Glomeromycetes, Diversisporales, Diversisporaceae.
AUGAACCCAGAAGAAACUAAUGAUAGCCUCUAUCCAAUUGCUGUUUUAUUGGAUGAACUGAGAGCCGAUGAUGUAAACUUUCGAUUAAAUGCCAUCAGACGACUUUCUACUAUCGCCUUAGCUUUGGGAGUCCAGAGAACUCGAGAUGAACUAAUACCGUUUCUUGAUGACUCAGCGAGAAACUCGAGUCGAUACAAGCUAGAACAAAUAAGGUUUCUUAAUUUUACGGAUUUCGAAUCGAUCGAUGAUGAGGAUGAAGUAUUACUCGCAUUAGCCGAAGAACUUGGCAAUUUUGUUGAAUAUGUCGGAGGAAAGGAAUAUGCGCACAUUAUACUUGGUCCUUUGGAAAAUUUAGCGACUGUCGAGGAAACCCUUGUCCGGGAAAAGGCUGUUGAAUCUCUUAAUAAAGUUGCAACAAUACUUUCUCAACAACAAAUUGAAGAAUGUUAUAUACCGCUUAUUAAACGUUUAGGUAGCGGUGAAUGGUUUACAAAUCGUACUAGUGCAUGUGGCUUGUAUGCAGCAGGAUACCAAAUGGCGACACCUGCUUCACAGGAUGAACUUCGAUCAAUGUUUAAACAAUUAUCUCUAGAUGAAACACCAAUGGUUCGGAGAGCAGCCGGAGCUAACUUGGGAAAAUUUGCAAAAAAAAUUCCAAAGGAACAAGUCAUUUCGGAUAUAAUUCCAUUAUUCAGCAAACUUGCACAAGAUGAACAGGAUUCUGUUCGCUUGUUAACUGUAGAAGAUCUUGUUGCAAUUGCAGAAAUUCUAACAAAAGAGGAGAGUAAAAUUUACCUUUUACAAACUUUGAGGAGUAUGGUAUCAGAUAAAAGUUGGAGGGUUAGAUAUAUGAUUGCAGAAAAUUUUGUUAAGAUCGCAAAAGCUGUAGGAGAUGAAGUGACAAGGGAAGAUUUGGUGUUGGCCUUUGUUAAUUUGCUCAAAGAUAAUGAAGCUGAAGUAAGGACAGCAGCUUCCGGUCAAGUUCCAGGUAAAACAAUCUUGUCACACAUAUUACCAUGUGUUAAGGAUUUGGUAACCGAUACUUCACAGUACGUUCGUGCAAGUUUGGCUACUCAAAUCAGUGGGCUGGCACCAAUUUUGGGAAAAGAGGCUACGACGGAACAUUUACUACCUCUCUUUUUACAACUUCUAAAAGACGAAUUUCCUGAUGUAAGACUCAAUAUUAUAUCCAAGUUAGAACAAGUGAAUGAGGUUAUUGGAAUUGAGCUUUUGUCACAAAAUUUGCUUCCCGCAAUAGUUGAAUUGGCAGAAGAUAAACAAUGGCGUGUACGACUUGCAAUCAUUGAUUAUAUUCCCUUACUUGCUAGUCAAUUGGGAGUUGCCUUUUUUGAUGAAAAACUUGGAAAUCUUUGCAUGUCUUGGUUAGGAGAUAAUGUAUAUUCUAUUCGUGAAGCAGCUACAGUUAAUUUGAAGAAAUUAACUGAAGUCUUCGGUGUUGAAUGGGCAAAGUCUACUAUUAUACCAAAAGUACUGGCAAUGGGAUCUCAUCCAAAUUAUUUAUUUAGAAUGACUACAAUCUUUGCUAUCACGACAAUGGCACCAGCUGUUACACCAGAAGUUAUUAGAGAUCACAUCCUUCCCAUAGUGAAUACCCUUGUUUCUGACCCUAUUCCAAACAUUCGAUUUAAUGUCGCUAAAUCUUACGAAGUAUUAAUACCUGUUCUUAAACAGAAUCCAGAAACAGGUGUACUAUUGGAAACUCAAGUAAAACCCGCAUUGGAUAAAUUAAGAGAAGAUUCGGAUGCAGAUGUUAAAUAUUUUGCUGAAAAAGCAUUACUUUCUGGUAAGAAAGAAUGA